Messenger RNA from Chironomus riparius, 2194 nucleotides. Lineage: Eukaryota; Metazoa; Arthropoda; Insecta; Diptera; Chironomidae. The record is from the annotation of a GenBank genome assembly.
AUGGCAAAGUGUCCUACAAUAAGUCUUAACAACGGCAUAGAAAUGCCAACUAUUGGACUUGGAACCUACAAUUCGCCAGUCGGAGAAGUCGUACAAGCUGUGAAGGACGCAAUUGAUGCUGGCUAUCGUCAUUUUGACUGUGCCUACAUCUAUGAAAAUGAAGAUGAAGUUGGAAAAGCAAUAAAUGCUAAAAUAAAUGAAGGAAUUGUCAAGCGCGAGGAUUUGUUCAUUACAUCCAAAUUAUGGAAUACAUUUCAUGAUCCGAAGGAAGUUCGUGGUGCAUGCGAGAAUUCUUUAAAGAAAUUAAAUUUAGACUACCUUGAUCUUUACCUGAUUCAUUGGCCAAUGGGAUAUGCUAAAUCUGAUGAGUCACUUAAACUUGAUGAAGCUGGUAAACAUUUAUUAACGAAUUUUGACUUACUUGACACCUAUCGUGCAAUGGAGGAACUCGUUGAUGCUGGUUUGACAAAGAGCAUUGGUGUUUCCAAUUUUAAUAUCAAGCAGAUUAAUUACAUCACUGAGAAUGCAAGAAUUCAGCCAGUCACUAAUCAAAUUGAAUGCCAUCCAUACUUGUUGAAUACAAAAUUGCGAGAACAUUGUAAGAGCAAGAACAUCAUUGUUACUGCAUAUUCACCAUUGGGAUCUCCAGGACGCAGCAGUAUUCAAUAUUAUUCCACACCUGAGGACCGCACGAUUUUAAGCGAACCAAAAUUAAAAGCAAUAGCUGAAAAACAUAAUAAAUCACCAGCACAGAUUUUAAUCCGCUUCCAAAUUCAGCUCGGUAAUGUCGUUAUACCAAAAUCUGUAACAAAGAAACGAAUAAUCAACAACAUUGACGUCUUUGACUUUCAAUUAACCGAUGAGGAUAUGAAUGAUUUACAAAGUUUCGGAUAUGUUCAGCGCGCAUGGAAUUUUGAGAUUGACAAAGCUCAUCCAGAAUAUCCAUUUCAUGAAGAUUAAAUUACUUUGAUGGUUGUUCACUUUAGUGGUCUAAUGAUGGUUGGAUAAGGACUCCCGAGCAAAUGUAAGUACCAAGAGUAAUGCUGGGGCUUGAAAUGUAGACCCUGUUAAGCAAAGACAUCAUAGAGAUUCCUCUAAGCAACAAGGAACUAGAUCAGUGCUUGAUAAAACAAGGAAUAUGAAGCUAAAAUCUGAUUGAGAGGUAAACACCGGAACAGACGAAAAUGUGCAAAGAGAAGUGACGUGGAUCCAUUAUUUGAUAGACAUCAUUUGUGAACAACCUCAUUUAUGUUUUUAAAUUGCUUUCUAUGUGCCAUAAAUGUGAGCUUAUUCAAUCGUAGAAAUAAAACUAUUAUAAAAUGAUUUCACAUGUUCAUUAUGAAUAAAUAAACCUGUAAAAGAGAAGAAAUUGCACACACAUGUCAAUCAUUAAGUUGAAGUAUGUAGUAAAUGUAGAAAUAGAUGAAGAAUAUGAAAAGAAGUUGUUCUUUUUUAAUAAAAAAAAAUCUUUUUUAUUUUAUUUCCUUUAUUACACAACAUUUUCUAGCGCAAUACUGGGAUAGUAACAAUAUGAAAAAUGAUUUUGCAUUCUUUUCUUUAUUAUUAAACGAUGAUGAGGGAGCUAAAGGUAGGUAAUAUGUGGAGUUAUAUGUUUCAAUGAAUAAAUAGGGCUUGUCUCUCGCAUCUUUCGUUCUACCCAUACACACACACGCAUGCACAAUCAUUCUUUAACACUUAAAAUGUAGCAAUAAAAUUAAUGACAGCUAAAUCAUGGCCACUAAAACUCAUUAAUAAUAUAAUGAAAAUAAGUAAUAUAUACGUAUAUAUCGCAAUUUUUUUUUAUAAUAUAUUCUCAUCUUUAGAUAAAAAAAAAAUAGGGAAACGAAAUAUAAAAUAAAAAAAUGAUUAAUAAUCAAUGUCAUCAUCUAAUAUAUAGAAGUUAUUAUUGCUUUAGUUUUAGAAGACACGUUCCUUUAUCACAAAACAAUUUAUGAAUGAAACCAAUUAAUUUAAAAAAAUUUAGAAUUUUUUUUUCUCUCUUUAUUUUUGAAAUGAUUAGAAGAAUGAAGAAAAAAAGGAAGUUGCAGCUCUUUCUCUUCUCAAAUUUCCAACUCGAAACUUCUUUCCAUGUCCUUUAAAUCCAAAUCUAAAGGAGACGAAGCUGCUUCGUGUUGCGUGUGGUCUUUAUCGUCUUUUACGAUUGACGCUGUUGCUGAAUAUCCUAGCUUUGUUC